AUGGUCCAUAUGCCCGCGGCAGCAGACUUUCCAUCCUUCUACGACCUCGGCCCCACGACACAGAAGAAGUGCAUAUACCCCACAAAGAAGGGGAAGCGAUGUGGCAACAAUCGCUCGAGCCAGGGCGAGGCCAGAGUGCGCGAGCUCUGGAACGGUUUCACCACGACUGUGGGAACCCCAGAACUUGCACUGUUGCAAGAAUAUGCGCGACUCAACUGCUGCGCGGCCCGUGGCAACUUUGCCGGGCACCAGCGGGCCAUCGAGAAUAACCCACCAUUGCUGCGUCUCGUGGCGGAAAAAUGGACGAGCGAGAUCCAGAUACGCAAGGAGACCGGUGGCGAAAUAUCAGUCGCGCAGAAUAUCAUCGCGGGCUCGAAGGCACCCGCAAACGCCGGGGUCAACGUGCCGGAGAAGACCGCCAGCCACGGUGUGUCGCGUUUCCCUGCUUUCCAUGAGCUCGUGCCCUACGGUCCGCGACAGUGCAUAUACCGCAAAAAAGACGGUGAAAGGUGCGAUUUCGAAAGCGACGAGAUUGCCGAAGCGGAGUACUUUUAUGAGCAAAUCAUCGCCUCUGAAGAUCUCCCUGAACUUGAUCUGCUGUUGGAAUACGCAUGGAGCAAUUGCUGCGGACCUCGAAAAGAUGGGGUCGGCGCCAGGCACCAGGAUAGCCUUCAGGACAAGCGACUGUUGGUGCCCCUCGCAGAAAGAUGGCGUGAAGAGAUCCGGAAGCAGCGAGCCUCGGAGCAACCUGUUGUUGCGCCGCGAGAAGCGCGGUACAAUCUUCGUUCUGCAUCAAACGAACAACCCAAAACCCCGGCAAGACGAUUCGGUUCCGACUAUUCCCCGUCGCGAUUAUCUACAUUCAGACGUCAUGCCGAAGAGCCUACCAAGAACGUCGCACUCAGGAUGAAAGACCCACUCAUUGGACGAGACUUCAAGAGCGGGUGUCUCUAUAUAUUCAGCCGGGAUCUCUCUCCAGGCUACGUGAAAAUCGGCUGGACGGGAAGAGCUGUCCAGAAACGUCUCGACGAGUGGGAGGAGGAUUGCGGGUACAAGCCGCGCCCCGAGCACAACACAGACACUGUGCGAUACGUCCAGCGUGCUGAAAGUCUUGUGCACUAUGAGCUCAUCAAUGAAUGGCGCGCCGAAAGACAAUGCGAGAGCGCGAAAUGCAGGAAGACGCACAAGGAAUGGUUCGAGGUCACCGUGGAUAGGGCAACAGAAGUGGUCACAGGCUGGGCAAUGGUCAUGGAAUGCAUCCAGCUAUACGCCGAGGAUGGCACGAUCUUGGACUCAGCGAAAACCAUGAUAGACGGUAUGGCGACAGAUGGCGUGCCUGUCACAGCAAAGGCGCUGCUGGAGCGACAUUCGUUGCUCUCUAAGAAGAGACCCGCAGCUCCUACCGUCAAAGAGCUAGGCGAGUCCGGGCAUCCUCCAGAUGCUGCCAUCAUAUUGCCACCAAGGACGCCUUCCUUGUCAGCGAUUCCAGAAAAUCCGCUGGAAUUGGACUUGUCGACAAACUCUGAACUUCGAGAGCCGCCCCACGCAAGUCUUGACGACUCAGGCAUCGCUUCUACUCCGGACAGCUUGUUCUUUACGGAGAAGGACAUAGCUGCCAAGACAAGCACAAGGGGCGAAGGAAAAACGAGGGAACCAGAAUUGAUCAAGCCGGUGAAGCUCUCACUGCCGCUUUCGCCGCCCUUGACUCCAGUAAGGCGUCUGUCCAGCUCUCCCACACCAGACUAA
Messenger RNA from Microdochium trichocladiopsis, 1746 nucleotides. Its product is annotated as T5orf172 domain-containing protein. The transcript has a single exon. Lineage: Eukaryota; Fungi; Ascomycota; Sordariomycetes; Xylariales; Microdochiaceae. The record is from RefSeq and is a predicted model, not a curated record. The coding region runs from base 1 to 1746 and encodes 581 amino acids.